Plasmodium fragile is the source of this 1338-nucleotide messenger RNA. RefSeq lists its product as uncharacterized. Gene Ontology annotation, cellular component: plasma membrane. Bases 1 to 1338 code for a protein of 445 amino acids. Gene Ontology annotation, molecular function: nucleoside transmembrane transporter activity. The transcript has a single exon. Gene Ontology annotation, biological process: nucleoside transmembrane transport. The record is from RefSeq and is a predicted model, not a curated record. Lineage: Eukaryota; Apicomplexa; Aconoidasida; Haemosporida; Plasmodiidae.
AUGGAGCACCAGGAAGUGGAGCUACACAAUCCAAUCAGCUUUGACCAAAGUGUAAGCAGAGGCAAAACGACAGGAGUAGUUGACAUAGAAGACACGGAGCAAAAAUCCAUUGCAGAUAUAGAAGAGCUAAGCGCAUAUGACAUAGACAAGAAGGACGAGUUGGAGGAGGAGUCGUACUACAAGUUACUCUCCAUCGCAUAUGCUCUAAUAGCAAUUAUUUCAGAUGCACCAUAUUUCCUAAUCGUAUCUAUGGGUGAUUAUUUCAGACAGGCAUUUAAUGUGAAAGACAUAAUGAUAGCAGAAUUUGCCUUAAUGGAAAGUAUAGUAUUUAUUGUUGUGUGUGUAUUAUUGCACCUGAUAGGAAGUUACAGACUAAAAUGGAAUCUGUUGCAGCCACUUUUUUCUACAUUUUUUCUAACGUUAAUAUAUUUAGUGGUGUAUUUCAAAAGAGAUUAUAUAGGACACAAGAUAAUUAUUUUGAGCAUUAUUCCCUUUUCCAUAAUAUCGUGUGUUAUUAAAAUGACUACAAUGAAAAUCUGUGUUCUUUUCAGAAAGCAGUACUGUACAGCGUACGUUUGUGGAUUAUCCCUCUCUGGAUUUGUGGUCUUCAUUUUGUACGUACUUGGGGCUUAUGUCUUUUUCGCAGAUGAUCAGAAUAAAUUUUCUAAAAUGUUUUCUCUUUUCUGUGGAGUUUUCUCUUGCAUUGCGCUCACAUCCUUUUUCAUUCUUCAAAAAAUUUACAAGCUUCCAUUUGUUGAACGACUUCAAGAAAAGUAUGAAGAUAAAGGACUCCUGAUUAACAAAAUGAUUCUCGUAGAAAGUGUGAAAUCCGUUUCUGUUGUUUGGGAAUACGUCAUUAUUGGCUUUUUAGCAAAUUUUAUAACAUUUCAGAUUUACCCUACAGUUUUUCCUAUUUGUAUUAAUUCGAGCAAAGAAAUGAAAGGACUGCUAUCUGGUUUGCUUCUUUUUGGCGACUCAGCGGCACACCUGUUGGUUCACUUUUCGCAUUCCUAUUUUAUGAAGAUGAAUUUCUACGCCUUUGUCCUUAUCAAAUUAGUCAUGCUUGCAUUUUUGCCUAUAUUUGCCAUUUUAGUUCUUUACCACAGCUCCAUUUUUUACAAUUCGUAUUUUCUAAUGGCCUUGUCUUAUACCUUUGGAUUUUGUCACGGAAUUGUGUCCAACUCUGUGUUUGUGAAAAUACCUGAAGUAUGCAAAAAGCGCAAGAAGGAGCAGUACCUGCAGUUGGCCCCCAACAUCGUCUUCUUGGCCUUCGUGCUCGGUACCAUGAUUGGCGUCGUCGUGUCCAAGCUGCACGUCAUCCUCUUGACCGGGCACUAA